GAACUGGCCCCGAAACAAGCCGAAGAGUCAUUCCCUAACGGGCCACAAUUGAAGUUUCUCAAGGAUGUGCGAUGGCCUCCAAAAUGUUAUGUAUGUCUUUCUGACAUGGAGAAGGAUGAUGCAGAUUGCAAGACACUCAUCGAGCGCACGGCUGGAACUCUGGAUAAUGAAGUGCUUCAGCAAUUAUUCGUCUCGACCCAGCAAAGCAACUUGGAGAUCUGCAUGAAAUAUGCAGUUGAGCGAACAUUCUUACAACAUUUUGACUCUGCAGAGACGACGACAUCUGAGGGUUAUUGGAGGAUAAUAGGGACAUCGGGCGCCUGGUUUCCACACAUUCUGGUAGUACGUAUGUCGAUCCUUGUUCGAACUCGAGUGAUGCUGAUCCAAGUCGUUGCCCACCAUUCGCAGCAAAGAGUGAGUGUGUCGAUCCUCGUUCAAACGAGAGUCAUGCUGAUCCACGUCGUUGCCCACUGUUCGCAGUUAACAGUGAGUGUGUCGAUCCUCGUUCGAGCAACAGCCAUGCUGAUCCAAGUCGUUGCCCACCAUUCGCAGGGAGUGAUCAGUGAGUGUGUCGAUCCUCGUUCAAACGAGAGCCAUUCUGAUCCAAGUCGUUGCCCACUGUUCGCAGUUAAUAUUGGUGAGUGUUUGAUCCUCCAUCAAGCGCAGCCUUCAUGAAUCAAGCCAUCGCUGCUAAUCCGUUGAUAGAAUGUGAGUCCGUUGACUCUUUGUCCAGUUCAAGCAU
Suillus plorans is the source of this 742-nucleotide messenger RNA. RefSeq lists its product as uncharacterized. The transcript is spliced from 9 exons. The record is from RefSeq and is a predicted model, not a curated record. Bases 106 to 675 code for a protein of 189 amino acids. NCBI's taxonomy places the organism in Eukaryota, Fungi, Basidiomycota, Agaricomycetes, Boletales, Suillaceae.